Molecule: messenger RNA, 3735 nt
Organism: Papilio machaon (common yellow swallowtail)
Lineage: Eukaryota; Metazoa; Arthropoda; Insecta; Lepidoptera; Papilionidae
Exons: 5
Coding region: 194-3265 (1023 amino acids)
Source: RefSeq, a predicted model, not a curated record
ACGGUCGCGAGCUUUGCUCGCUGAUUAAAAAAAACUGCUUCAAUUAAGAGUUUGACAGUUUGAAGUAAUCUGACAAUUAAAACGGGCGGGAAUAAUUUGAAAGUUUGUUAGUGAAUCGUGUUUUUUUUUUAACUUUUUUUUGUGUUGGUGCAUUUGUUCGUGUCUGGGAUAAUAUUUUAAACUUUUCGGGAAAAUGUUUCCCCCUUGGAGAGCGUUCCUUCCACUGUUGCUAAGCGUUGCGCUAGCAGAGGACUCCCCGCCCGGUCUCGUCAACAAAGACAGCGAACAGGAUUUGGUCGCUGAAGCAUCGCAAUCAGGUGCACAAGCCCAGAAGCGUGACGCUACCCUUUCCAACUCUUAUGGCGAGCCGCUGCCGGCCAACGCGUACGGACCACCGCUGGAUUUAAACAUUAUUCCAGAUCUUCAACUACCGACACCAAUCUACGGAGUACCAGAUAACAAAGGUUUUCCCGACACGCCACCAGGAGCCUACGGACCACCCUCACCUGUAGUCUUCCCCAACCAGCAUUACGAAGGUCCACCGCCUCCUGUCUCCAAACCAAAACCUAUAUACGGCCCGCCGAAACCGAAACCAGUGUACGGGCCACCAAAACCUGUCUACGGUCCUCCAAAACCAGUCUACGGACCACCAAAGAAAACCUAUGGUCCUCCUAAAUUUACAGUCCCGAAGCCGAAUUAUGGCGCACCAUUCAAACCGCCGAAGAUUACAUUCCCGAAACCCGUAUACGGUGUACCGAAACCAGUUUAUGGUGUUCCAAAACCAGUGUAUGGACCGCCUAAGAUCAAUUACGGUGCUCCAUUAAACGUACCUAAUUUCCAAUUAUCAGAUUUCUCAAAUCAAAUAUUCCAACAAAAUGUUGGUGUUGGUAAUUUCGAUUUGGGAUUCAAUUUACCAGCUCCAAUAUAUGGAACGCCUUUACCUAGUCUUCCAUUGGAUUUGAAACCUAACUUCCCAAUACCUUCAGAUACUUAUGGUCCCCCGGGUCAUAUAUUAGGACCAGUGGGACCUAAUGACCAAGUGGUGGUCCAUAAUAUCGACAAUGGUGGUCAUUACGGUCCUCCACAGCCGGAUCCGAAUCCGAGACCCCCACAUCCAGGUAUUCCAGCACCACCUACGCCUCCUCACGUCUUGUACGACGGAUGGAAACCGAUACCUGGAGUAUCCAAGCCAUUGGUAGAACAUGUUGACUUACAUACAUCUAAUAUUCAUACAUCCAAUAUUAACUCAGCAUCCCAUGUCCACAUAGAAGAUCAGUAUGGACCACCACCGCCAGUGCCACAAGUACAAGAAGUCCACAUAAACUUAGACGGUAACAUACAAAAUGUAAACCAAGGAUAUUCUAACGCACAAAUAACAACGGGUUACUCGAACGUACACCAAGAUGCAUUAGCGAAUAUCGAUCUAAACGCAAUCGUUGGAGGCGAUUCGAAUCACAUCGAUCAAUCAAAGACCGUCUUUGAGGCCCAUUAUACUGAAAGCAAUCCUCAUGGUAACCUAGUAAUCCAAUCAACAGGACUCGACAAGCCAAUAGAUACCUACAGCGCUCCGCCGUUAGACUCAUUAUCCAAUGGACCGUACCCACCUUCCAUAAGACAACAAGGUGCAAAGCUCAUAUCACCUUCAAGUAUCUACGGAGUACCAAAACCUCAUGCCAACCUACCAAUACCUUAUGGUACAUUCUCCGGAGGGGGACACUCGAUACACACUGGAGGUAAUACACCAAAACAUCCUAUCAAAUUCAGAGAAUCAGUUCCCGAAGGUCUGAUACAGCAAAUUGGACAUACAGUACACCACAAAGAUUCCCAUGGGGUAGAUCAUUUGAAACAAGGGCCUGGAUAUUUACCUCCACCCAUCCGAGAAAUUAAAGACAUAAACACACAAACUGGUAACCAUGGUUACAGCGGAGUCUCCGUGUCUAUUGAACCAUCGAAUCUAUACAGUUUACCACAUUCAGGCAAUCCAAUAAACUUCCAAAAUCUACAACAACCGAACAAUUUGUACGGAUCACCGAUAGAUUCAUAUUCUGCGCCUUUACUAACUGUAGGCGACCAUACAGCUUCGGGUUCAAGUAACAAUGCAGUCACAGCUUCUAUAGAUGGAACUAUCCUAGCAAAUCUUUCGAGCUUAGAAGCUGCAGCGAUAUUAAAACAUUGUCCAUACCAUGAAGCUAUUUUAAAGGCUGCGAAGGCAGGUGAGAAAAUCCCAGCUGAAUUGGCAUCGAAAUACGUCGCUAGCUUAAGUUCUUUAGGUUCCACUUUCGCUAAAAAUUACCAAAAUAUUAUAACAUCACAAAACAAUUUCAAUAUACCAGCACCGGGCAGUGAAUCUGUUUCGUAUAAUACCAAAGAUCUAUCCACUGCAUCACAUACCUUGGUACAAACCAUCUUACCAACAAAUACAAUUAAGAACGAAAAAACUGAAAAAAACAGCAUCCAAAAAGGUAAAUCCUUAAAAGACGAGACUGGAAAACAUACGUACAAAGAAGAAAACUUAAACUCAGUAUCGGAACAAAUAUAUCAUACUUCGCAGAAAAUUAAAAAUCUUAGCGAUGAAACUAAACGAUUACAACAAAAGCUGGCUUCGAGUAAUCAAAACUUGAAUCAAUUCGGACAAUUCGGAUCAGAAAUACCUAUAAAAGGAAACUUAGCAACUUAUUCCUUACAAAUACAAUCAUCAGAAGACGGUAAAGGGAAAGGAAGUCCUUCCAUACCUCACGAACAAUUACUUUCAGAAGGUCUACUUCAAAGUAUAUUGCAAGCGAUAGAAGAACCUACACAACCUCAGAAGUCCACACAAACUAUAAAAGCACAACAAACAAACAACUUCGAUUUCGGCAAUUUAGAUAUCGGCGGUUUGGUUUUACCAGCCGGUUAUGAACCUAUAGACAGAACCAAAGACAAACCACAGCAAAGAGAUCAAGAAACCCAAGGUACAAAUAAUAUAAAACAAAUAUUGCACAGAGAAAGCACAAAUCACAAACAUGAAGAUCAUACUGACUGUGAUUUGAAACCUGACAACUCAGUAACACAUACAAUUGUGGUUCCCGCACCUGGCGUAGAAACUGUUCAGCCAGUGAAAGACGUUGAAGACAAUGAUGUUGCCAUAUACUUCGGCAGUUCAGUCACUGAAUCAAACAAACCAGUAACCGAAAUAUCGGUAGUAACAAGCGUAAGUGAAAACAAGUACAGUAAAACAGACAGUGAAAAAGGUUGGUUCGGUGAAAAGGUUAAAAAACGAUUAUAAAUUAUAGAAUUUAGGGUAGAUUCUAGUCUGAUAGACCAGUGAGCAACAAUAAAGUUGUAAAAAAACAUUAAAAUAGUACAAAUAGAUCAAGUUCAAACAUAAAAUUAUACAAUUAGAAACCUACUCCGUCCUACCCAGAACUACAACCUAGAAAUUUAAUUAAAAUAUUAAUUCUCAUAAAGAUAUCGUUUUCUAAUUUGUUCACUUACAUCAGUUUACAUUAAGUACCAUAUACUUUGGACUUCAGCUAUCAAAACGGGUAUUUUAUAGAACUACGAAGUUUAGGAGAUGAUUUUUGACUCCAUUAGAAAUACAAUUUUAUAUUACGCUCACUGGAGCCAUUUUAUAGGCUUAAAUUAAUAAAAAAAAAUCCAUUGUGAAUUUUCAUACAAUGCUCUCGAAGUAAAAUGAACGCCAUAUUUUAUUGUUUUGACAGAUUUAUUGUUAAAAUAAAACUGUCAAGACUUUGC